This is a messenger RNA of Camellia sinensis, 2143 nucleotides long. RefSeq names its product 4-coumarate--CoA ligase 2. Gene Ontology annotation, molecular function: 4-coumarate-CoA ligase activity. NCBI's taxonomy places the organism in Eukaryota, Viridiplantae, Streptophyta, Magnoliopsida, Ericales, Theaceae. The record is from RefSeq and is a predicted model, not a curated record.
CCUUCCCUCUCUAUCCCCUCUCUGUCUGUCUCUCUCUCUCUCUCCCCCUCCAUUGAUCCAUAUAAACAAACAAUUAUAUACAUAUAUAUAUAUAUAUAUUAGCAAGAAGAGCUUGAAAGAGAUAGGGUAACAAUGUUGUCCGUGGCUUCUGCUGAAACCCCAAAACCGGAGCUCUCUCCUCCUCCGCCGCAGAACCCACAGUCUUCAUCUUCCGAAACCCACGUUUUCCGAUCAAAGCUUCCCGACAUACCCAUCUCCAACCACCUACCCCUCCACACUUACUGCUUCCAAAAUCUCUCUCAAUUCCCAGACAGACCCUGUCUCCUCAUCGGCUCCACCGGUAAAUCCUACUCUUUCUCCGAAACCCACCUCGUUUCCCGCAAAGUCGCCUCCGGAUUAUCACUCCUCGGCAUCAAAAAAGGCGAUGUCAUCAUGCUUCUCCUCCAAAACUGCGCCGAAUUCGUCUUCGCAUUCAUGGGUGCUUCGAUGAUCGGCGCAGUCACUACCACUGCCAACCCAUUCUACACUCCCGCCGAAGUUUUCAAGCAAUUCAAUGCUUCCAAAUCCAAACUAAUCAUUACCCAAUCUCAAUACGUCGACAAACUCCGUGACGCCGGUGAUAAUUUCCCAAAACUGGGCGAAGAAUUCAGUGUAAUCACGAUCGAUGACCCACCUGAAAACUGCCUUCAUUUCUCAGUACUUUCGGAGGCUAAUGAGAGCGAAAUCCCGACAGUCUCGAUCGAUCCAGACGACCCUGUAGCUCUUCCAUUCUCCUCCGGAACGACUGGAUUACCAAAGGGUGUGAUCCUGACGCACAAGAGCUUGAUAUCGAGCGUGGCUCAACAAGUGGAUGGAGAGAACCCAAAUUUGCAUUUGAAAGGGGAAGAUAUGGUGUUGUGCGUGCUUCCCCUGUUUCACAUAUACUCGUUGAAUUCGGUGCUGUUGUGCUCGCUGAGAGCAGGGGCAGGGGUGCUUUUGAUGCACAAGUUCGAGAUAGGGGCGUUGCUGGAGCUGAUACAGAGGUACAGAGUGUCGGUGGCGGCGGUGGUGCCCCCGCUGGUUCUGGCGUUGGCGAAGAAUCCGAUGGUGGUCACUUUCGACUUGAGCUCCAUUCGGAUGGUGUUGUCGGGGGCGGCGCCGCUGGGGAAGGAGCUGGAGGAGGCUCUCCGGACCAGAGUACCGCAAGCCAUUUUUGGUCAGGGAUAUGGGAUGACAGAGGCAGGGCCAGUAUUAUCAAUGUGCCUGGCGUUUGCAAAGCAGCCAUUCCCAACAAAAUCAGGUUCAUGCGGAACUGUGGUCAGGAACGCCGAGCUGAAGGUCAUUGACCCUGAAACUGGCUGCUCCCUUGGCCCCAACCACUCCGGCGAGAUUUGCAUCCGUGGUCCUCAAAUUAUGAAAGGAUACUUGAAUGAUGCGGAGGCCACGGCUACAACAAUUGAUGUGGAUGGUUGGCUCCACACUGGGGACAUUGGCUAUGUAGACGACGAUGAUGAGGUUUUUAUUGUUGAUCGAGUCAAGGAACUCAUCAAAUUCAAAGGCUUCCAGGUGCCACCAGCCGAGCUUGAGGCCCUUCUUGUGAGCCACCCAUCCAUUGCGGAUGCUGCUGUUGUCCCGCAAAAAGAUGACGUUGCCGGUGAAGUUCCUGUAGCAUUUGUGGUUCGGUCAAAUGGGUUAGAACUUACAGAAGAUGCUGUUAAAGAAUUCAUAGCAAAGCAGGUGGUGUUUUACAAGAAACUGCACAAAGUGUACUUUGUUCAUGCCAUUCCAAAGUCUCCUUCUGGAAAGAUAUUGAGAAAAGAUCUGAGAGCCAAACUAGCCAUGUCCGCAGCCUCUCAAAUUCCCUAGAAACUAUAUAUAUGUAUCUGUUUGAUUUCCAUCUUCGUGUAAGCAUUAAUUAGAAGCCCUUUCUGUGUGUUGACUGAAUUUAAUUAAAUUAAUUAUGGCAUCAAACACAUCCAGAAGGAAACACAAUAGCUAGUCGCGCCGCCAACCCAUUGUUGUUAUUGUCUCAAUUCCUCUUCUUUCUUUUUUUUAGCUGUUUGGGAUGUGAUUUUGAUGUGUAUUCAGUGAUUUUUUUUUUGUGAUGGAAUAAACUCAAUAUUCUGGAAUAAUAUUAGAAGCAUAAUGUAGAGUCCAAUAUUAA